UGGUGUGCCAUUAAUGUAAAUUUAGUAGAGCUAUCCUUGUGUAGGAAAAUACAAAAAUUGGAAUUCCAUUUUCACAUUUGGAGAAUAGAAUGGGACAAAGAAGAAGUUUGUCAAAGUGGGAUGGUGGCGGAACAAGAGUUAGUUGAGCAACCCACCCGUCACGCAUUUAAUAAACACACUCACUCACUCACUCACUAUCUCACGUGUCACUCACGCAUCUCUAUCUUCUUCUUCUUCCUUCAUUCAUUCCCCUUAUUAAUUCAUUUUACACCAAAACCAGAACAAACAACGCAAAUCAUCAUACUCCAACCAAGCAACAAAAAUGAAGGUACCGAAGAGGCCGAUCUACGCCGUAACUAAAUGGCUUCGCCGUCAACCGCCCAAGAUGAAGCUCUUUCUGGCGACUCUUCUGGCAUUUAUAGCAUUGUUUUUUCUUAGAAUGGUAGUUCACGACCACGAUAACCUCUUCGUAGCUGCUGAACUUGUGCAUGCAUUAGGAAUUUCCCUCCUCAUUUACAAGCUCGCUCAAGAAAAAACUUGCGCUGGACUCUCACUUAAAUCACAGGAACUCACAGCUAUAUUUCUAGCUGUUAGAUUGUACUGCAGUUUUGUCAUGGAAUACGAUAUACACACCUUACUCGAUACUGCAACAUUGGGGACGACGCUCUGGGUUAUUUAUAUGAUACGUUUCAAACUGAAAUCCAGUUAUAUGGGUGCUAAGGAUAACCUUGCAAUAUACUAUGUGGUGAUACCUUGUGCUGUACUGUCUUUGCUCAUUCAUCCAACAACCCGGCAUCAUCCAAUUAACAGGAUUCUCUGGGCUUUUUGUGUUUAUCUUGAAGCUGUGUCGGUUCUACCUCAGCUGCGGGUUAUGCAGAACACUAAGAUUAUUGAACCAUUCACAGCACACUAUGUUUUUGCCCUUGGAAUUGCAAGGUUCUUGAGUUGUGCACAUUGGGUCCUCCAGGUAUUCGAUACUCGUGGUCAUCUACUAACUGCUUUGGGUUAUGGAUUGUGGCCUUCAAUGGUACUUUUAUCAGAAAUUGUCCAAACCUUCAUCCUGGCAGAUUUUUGCUACUACUACAUCAAGAGCAUUGUUGGGGGACAACUUGUUGUUCGGCUUCCUUCAGGAGUGGUGUGAUUUUGACAUUUAUUUUCAGUUCCUUCCAGUUGGAUUCUCCUUUUGCAUUAAAAUGCAGAACUCAGAGGAUAGCUAGAGAAGUUUGAUCAGAAUGUAAUAUAAAUGUAACUUGGACAUUUAUGAGUUAUUAUAUUCUCAUAUUUCUUUUCUCUCA
Molecule: messenger RNA, 1295 nt
Organism: Trifolium pratense (red clover)
Lineage: Eukaryota; Viridiplantae; Streptophyta; Magnoliopsida; Fabales; Fabaceae
Product: ER lumen protein-retaining receptor erd-2.2
Exons: 6
Coding region: 323-1141 (272 amino acids)
Biological process (GO): protein retention in ER lumen
Cellular component (GO): membrane
Molecular function (GO): ER lumen protein retrieval receptor activity
Source: RefSeq, a predicted model, not a curated record